UCCUUUAUGCAUCAGGCCUGACCUGGGUGGAGCUCGUAGUGGUCACUCUCCAGUGACCAUAGCCAGGGCUGCUUGAGCAGGGCAGUCUUGUGCACCUGGGGCCAGGCAGUCUGUCAAAGAGAUAUGCUCAAAUGCCAAGUAGGGGGCACAUCCCAGUGUUUUUAUUGGUAGGUCAAAUCUACUAUUGGCCACAGCAAUGGAUGGCCAAGGCAACAGGAGGAAUUUAACUGCUCCUUAAAUAUCCAGAGUGGCCUGUGACUAUGGCAGGUGAUGGCCUCCACUCUGGCUUGGGACCAAGAUCUGCAACUUCAAACUUGUCUUCUGAGCCUCAGGGAACACCUGCCAGAUGCAAUUGUGUGGGAUGAUGGCCAGGGUGACUCUAAUGUCUGGAUGUCCUUCCGGCACAGACUUGUGCUGAUUAUGGACAGCUAUGUAGGGCUGCUGUGACUCUGGGGACAGGACUGCAGCCAAGGCACCCAAGGCACCUUCAGGUCUUCUGGGUGAAGAACUGUUGGCUUGUGGCCAGUAAGAGGGUUCCUUGACUCUGGAAUUAGGACCUCUCUCCCCCAGGUGACAGACACUGCAGGAUAAGGACCCGGUGUCCCCGUCUCCCCUAGGCGACAGGCACUGGCUAGAAAGCAUGCAUACCUGGCUGAGUGGCUCCCUGCUGCAUGGACAUGGUUUAUGCUGCAUAUCCAGUUACUCCUAAGGGAGACUGGGCUUACUUGGGUCCUGGGAUCGUAGGACAAGGUGAGUAGACUCUGCAGAGAACAGAGAAGGGCCAGACCCUUCACUUCCUGAGCCCCCUUCUUGGAAGCUUGGUAGUCCAUGUCCCCCAAAUAUUCAAUGGCUUGGGGUGCUGGCCAGAAUCUGUCCACACCUGGACCGUUCAUCUUGCUGGGCUUCCCCGGGCCACGGAGCCUGCGCAUUGGGCUUUUCCUACUUUUCCUGGUCAUGUAUCUGCUCACAGUAGCUGGAAACCUAGCCAUCAUCUCUCUGGUAGGGGCACACAGAUGCCUGCAGACACCCAUGUACUUCUUCCUCUGCAACCUUUCCUUCCUGGAGAUCUGGUUCACCACAGCCUGUGUGCCCAAGACGCUGGCCACUUUUGUUCCCCUGGGUGGAGCCAUCUCCUUGGCUGGCUGCGCCACACAGAUGUACUUCGUCUUUUCUCUGGGCUGUACCGAGUACUUCUUGCUGGCGGUGAUGGCUUAUGACCGCUACCUGGCCAUCUGCCUUCCACUGCGCUAUAGUGGCAUCAUGACACCUGGGCUGGCAACACGGUUGGCCCUGGGAUCCUGGCUGUGUGGCUUUUCUGCAAUCACAGUGCCCGCUGUCCUCAUUGCCCGCCUCUCCUUCUGUGGCUCCCGCGUCAUCAACCAUUUCUUCUGUGACAUUGCACCCUGGAUAGUGCUGUCCUGCACUGACACACAGGUGGUGGAGCUGGUGUCCUUUGGUAUUGCUUUCUGUGUCAUUCUGGGCUCCUGUGGUAUCACUCUGGUCUCCUAUGCCUACAUCAUCACUACCAUCAUCAAGAUUCCCUCUGCUCAGGGCCGGCACCGUGCCUUCUCGACCUGCUCAUCCCACCUCACAGUGGUGCUUAUUUGGUAUGGCUCCACCAUAUUCUUGCAUGUGAGGACCUCGGUAGAGAGCUCCUUGGACCUCACCAAGGCUAUCACAGUGCUCAACACCAUUGUUACACCAGUGUUGAACCCUUUCAUAUAUACCCUGAGGAACAAGGACGUGAAGGAGGCUCUGCGCAGGACAGUGCAGGGAAAGUGAGCCACUGCCCGCAUGCAACUCCCCUCAGAGGCUGCUCUGCAGGACUUGCAUUGACUGUCCUGCGGGCCAGUGUCAGUGUUCAGCACCUUUCCCCCUACACGGCUUAGAACAACAACCGUCCCAGUUUCUACUCUCAUGGCUUUGUCCAGGAAUGCUUGCUGAGCUGCUCCUCCCCCGCCCCUCCCCCCAGUUUCAGAAAGAUUCUGGAAGGGAAAAAGAGGAACAGGGUUCUGGGUCCCUAGGAGAUCCCUCUCAAGGAAUAUAAAUAUUGGACACUGCACCAGUUCUGGCCAGACUCCCUACUAGGUCUGCCUCUUGGUCCAAUACAAUCUUCACCAACCUACAGAUGCCAGCAAGCCAUAUCUGGAGUCUCCAAGAAGGAUAUGCUAGGCUAUCAGGAGUUCAUGCUUGCAGAGAUUAACCAUGGUGACAAAAAACAAAACCAAACCAAAACAAAAAAGCCCCCAAACCAAGCAUAGAAAGCUGAGAGGAACCUGGCAACCUGCAAGGGCUCUUUGGACUCACACUAGGGUCUCAGGGCACUUACAUCACAUGUCAUACCUUUUUGGGGGUGGAGGUACAGGAAGGGGUCAGAGGGAUCAUGGGGCCCUGGAUACCUGUGUGGCUUCAGGCUCCGGUUGGAAUUGAGGAAGGAACUGGGGUAAUUCUCUUGUACAUGGGUACUCAUUCUUGGAGCGGCACAGAAGGGGUUUGUCACAUCACUAUUCUGAACCCGUGUCUUCAUCCACAAAUGGGACCAUGACAGUACUGUCCCAAGGAACCCUUGUGAGUAUGAAUGACAGAGUGUGUCCAGAGUGCUUCGAGCCAGGGCCAGAAAAUGCCAUUAAUAUUGUUUCAUAAUUUAGUAGAUAAAGCCAUGUAGACUGUUCUAUUUGUUUAUUUAGAGACAUUGACUAAUGUGUCUCAGGCUGGCUUCAAACUUGCUGUGUAGCUGAGGAUGACCUUGAACUUCUGAUCCUCUUGCCUCUGGCUCCCAGUUGUUGAGUUUACAGGGGUGCACCACCAACGCUCAGGUUGUGGUACUGGGACUUGAAGCCAGGGCUUCGUGAAUGCCAGACAAGCACUCUACUGACCAAGUAACCCCCCAGCUCGCAGACUGUCCUGUUCCCUCAUUUUAUCUUAGACAACCAACAGAGCCUGGGAGCUCUAUCUUGUCCACCCUGAUCUCUCAGCCCCGAGGGACCCCAGAGAGAGCUGGACUCCUUAGGGGGCCUGCAUUGAAAACAAGUGGUUGCUCACCUGAAUUUGGAGAGACAUGAGCUUCCUGAGCCUGCCUGGCCCGUAUAGAGGGCUGCUGUGUGAUGGGUCCAAGCUCAGCACGCAACUUACUCAGGAGGGAUUAUUGGGUCAGAGGGUGCUGGAGCAGGUCUACUGGUAGGCCCUCCAUAUCCUCUCCAAUAUCACUUCUGGGGCUCAUCACAGGCUGCCUCAUUUAACACUCCUCUGGCCCCAUGUCCUAACCUUUAUGCUUCCCUGUUCUGUCCAACCCAAGGCCAAGGCCUAUAUGAUCCACUCUUUGACUUUUCUCUUUACUGUCUUCCAGAAGGGAAGCUCAAGUAGGGCAUAGAAGCUCUUCUCUGCAGUGACCCCUGCCCAGAAUGGAGCAUAGGUGCAGACACCACCCACCUAGAAUCCCCCAUCAUCCAAGGUCUGGAGCCAGAGGAUGUGCUGACCCUAAGGCUUACACACUCAACUGGACUUGCACACUCAGGCAUCUCUGCUGCUGGCACUUGUGUAUUCCAUUUUUGUGGUUACUUUCCAAAUGAUGAAUUAAAGAGCAUCGGGUUCAGCCAUUCAUGUUUGAUGGAGACGUCAAUCACACACUACACCAAUGUGGUUUCACGACCUCCAGCCACUCUCGGGGGACAGGGGUAGUGUUCAGUGUCUGUGUUCUGCUGUGCAACAGCCUCUUUGCUGCUGGCUAGCCAGACACUCCGGGAUCCCUAGUGAUGUACCUGAGGCAUAGAGCAGGAACAGCACUCAGGGACUCCUUAGGCCCCUCCUCUGUCAUCCUGACAUGGAACUGCUUUCAGGGACUUCUUUACCAAUUCCUCUCCUUGGAAACUGUGGCCACUAGUGGGUGGCCCCAAGAAAGAGAGACAGAGUAGGUGAUUGGGGGCAGGGAGGCAAUCAGUGCCUUCCUGGCUCUCUCACUUUGGGUCAAGGUGCUGGAUGCAGCCUUGGGUGGAGGGUCCCACCCUUGGGCUUAACCUGGCAGAGGUCAUCAAGUACCUCUCAUCUUUGAUAAUGUCCUAGAUUUUUAUGGGCUGUGACAAGAGGCCACACUGUGCAGUGCUCAGGGUUUUGAGUGGGCCCUGCAGUGUGCUCUGAAUAGGAAGU
Peromyscus maniculatus bairdii (prairie deer mouse) is the source of this 4143-nucleotide messenger RNA. Lineage: Eukaryota; Metazoa; Chordata; Mammalia; Rodentia; Cricetidae. The record is from RefSeq and is a predicted model, not a curated record.